AUGCGGACUUCAUGGGAGCUCGUUUCGACCGGUCCUACGUGGGGACGCAAUACCGAUAUCGAUGGUGGUUCCGUAUAUUAUCCUGAUAUAAUCUCGAUAGAAUUGGCAACAGCAGCACUUCCGCCGAAGCCAGCCAACCUGCAAGUCGAAAAAGAGAAGAAGAAAAAUCUAAGCCGAACCAUGACAAGCAUCCCCUUCUUUAGCCAUGCUUGCAAACUUGAGAUCCAGAGAUCUAUCAGAACAUCCGAGGCGAAAGUUGGUCUAGAAGUGCCGGAUCUCGACAUCCCAGUGGCGAAUCAACAAAUCUCGCUAGGGCCCCCUAUUUAUGCGAGCAGUGGAGCUCGGCCUGCGCUUACAGCCAUGGCGGCGUCGACGACAUCAACCACCUGCGAACCAAAGCCUCUUGCGUUGCCGCCCGGAAAACUUACAGAAGCCAUGUCGACUGAAUGUAGCAUUCGCUUCGGAACGUGUCAGGAAUUGAAAAGGAACGUGGUAAUUCAUUAUGGUGAGGGAAGGCACAAUCGCUUGCAUGUUUCAAAUGUCUCUGUGUCCGCCGAAGUCAUCAAAUCAUGA
This is a messenger RNA of Drepanopeziza brunnea f. sp. 'multigermtubi' MB_m1, 573 nucleotides long. The record is from RefSeq and is a predicted model, not a curated record. Lineage: Eukaryota; Fungi; Ascomycota; Leotiomycetes; Helotiales; Drepanopezizaceae.